UGAAAACUACAUGCCAACAACAGAACAGUACCUUGAGACAGCAAUGAUAAGUUGUUGUUAUUCAUUGCUCUCAACAGUAUCUUUCUUUGGGUUGCGACAUCUUGCCACUGAGGACAUGUUCAAAUGGGUUACAAGUCAGCCUAAGCUUGUCAAAGUUUCUUCCCUUAUUUGCAGAGCCAUGGACGACAUCGUCUCUAGUGAGUUUGAGCAGAAAAGAGGGCACGUUGUGUCGGUUCUUGAUUGCUAUAUGAAGGAACAUGGUGUGAGAAGGCAAGAAGCCAUUGAAGAGUUUCGUAGGGUUGUUAGUAAUGCGUGGAAGGAUAUGAAUGAAGAACUCCUUAGACCUUUGGAAGUGGACAGGCCUUUUCUAAUGCCACCUCUGAACUUAGCUCGUGUUAUGGACGUGCUUUACAAAGAAGAAGAUAAUUACACUCAUGCCAAAGGCAUCAUGAAGAAUUCCAUUACAGCUUUGUUGGUGGAUCCUGUGCCUGUAUGAGCAUCGACCUCAUUUUUCUCAUAUAUUUAUAUUAUUUCCAGUCUUUAAUAUAAUAUCUAGUUAACUAGUUAGGCCUUAUACUAAAGACCGGAAGUAGUAGUUUAUAGUCUCCUUACUCUUUAUACAUAUUGUCGGAGUAGUAUUAGAUGUUGGUUAAUAAAAAAUUGGGAUAGCUACUAUCCUAAGUUUAUAUAAAGGAUUAUGGCUUAAGAGUAAUAUAAAGAGGCUGGAUCCUUACCUAGAGAAAGGUUCCCUUCUCAUAUUUCCAUGUUGGUGUUAGUGCACCUUUUAAACAAGGGUUUAAUUGUUUCUAUGUUCGUCA
Molecule: messenger RNA, 818 nt
Organism: Neltuma alba
Lineage: Eukaryota; Viridiplantae; Streptophyta; Magnoliopsida; Fabales; Fabaceae
Product: (-)-germacrene D synthase-like
Exons: 2
Coding region: 11-496 (161 amino acids)
Biological process (GO): terpenoid biosynthetic process
Molecular function (GO): terpene synthase activity; magnesium ion binding
Source: RefSeq, a predicted model, not a curated record